UUUUAAGCCCAUGUUAUGUUAAGGUAAUAAGAGUUAUUGUAACAUCUUUUAGGUAUGAAUGCUGGGAAAAGAAAGGGACUAUUUUUCUUAAAUAAUGAAUAAGGUUCAGCUCCUUAUUUUGUACUGUUUUGAGUCUCUUUUAUCUUUUGAAAAAGGAUUUAGGCCCAUUAAAGGAUUAAAAGGCUUUAUGUACAGCUGUGUUUUGCAGUGAACAUCCAAAGCUCCCGGCUCUUCCAACAAUGCAACAUAUUUGAAAUAAAAGGCAAAUACAAGCAGUAAAACAGCGCAAUAAAGUAUUUGGUUCAAUGUUUGCGUGAAAAAGAAAAAUGUGCAGAGAUAAAUUAUGGUGAGAUAAAGCAGAAUCUACCAUUAAAUACUGUACAGUGGAAUGUAUACGUCGCUGUGUGUUACACGGUUAUGCGUCAUGGAUGGGGGAUUCAUUUCCUUUUGGAGGAAAAACAAAGACUUGUAUCUCUAAAGGGCAAAUGCAGGCGUGCAAUAUGGACUUGCCAUGCCAAUGAUGUUAAUACCGGAAAGUGGAGGGAAAUGCAUCCUGUUUAUUCAUGCACGGCAAAGGGCGACUGGAUUACUAUGCAAGGGGAGUUUUAAAAGUGGAAUGUGCGCCUGUAGGAGGAAUGCUGCUUUGGUGCUGGAUUCCUAAUGCUAAGGUCUGCUGGUGAUUUAGAAGGCCGUGUAACCUGAAUUAGUUGAUGAAUUUUCUAUCGAUCCUAAACAAGCAAGAUUUAUCUCUGACACCGUGCUGCUGCUGCUGGGUGGCGGCGCAGGCCCACUCUCCCACUCCCCGUUAUUAGGGAUUUACAAGACGAACAAGAAAAAAAGAGAAAGCUUUUGCGAGCACACACACCCAAAUAUAUACACAGAGGGUGGUGCAGGCGCCACUUUAAAUCCCCCCGAGCACUUUUCUCGCUGCUUCUUUUUUUCUUUCUGAAGUUGCAGCCAGACGAAUAACAGGGGGAAGGUUUGCAUAAGGGAAGACUUGUCAUACUGUUGCUCGUGUGUUUCCUGGCGUGCACGGAUUUUGUCAGACGCGCUUUGUUUUUGUUGUGAUUCUGCUCAGAACGGCGUGCGCUCCGAUUUGUGGCGGAGGGAUACAGAGAGAGUAGUGCCGGGGGAGGGAGAGUUUUGUAAAGACUGCGAAUGCCAACAAACUGAGGCCAUAUGAUGAUGCGCGUGCGGGGGCCCGUGUAUAUGCUUAAUCCCAUUUCCUUAUCCGGGGUCCGUCCCGGAAGCGCGCCAUUGGCCGAGCGCGGUCACGUGGCUUCUUAACUUUGUUCACUUGACAGAAAAGUAGGAGGGUUCAACGGAACAGGAAUAACCGAAGAGUAAAGGGAUGAGAUAUAAAUUGUAGUUAUAUAUUUUCCGAGUAGGUGCAAUUCCACAAAAAGACUGACAUUAAUGGCCAUGAGCUCCUAUUUGAUCAACUCCAACUAUGUGGACCCGAAGUUCCCCCCCUGCGAGGAGUACUCUCAGAGCGACUAUCUGCCCAACCACUCUCCGGACUAUUACAGCUCCCAGAGGCAGGAGCCCGCUGCCUUCCAGCCGGACUCCCUGUACCACCAACAGCACCCCCAGAACCACCACCAGCCGCGAGUGGAGCUGCCGUACACGCAAUGCCAGCAGCGUCCGGGACAGCCCGCCUCGGUGGUGAUGUCUCCCCGAAGUCACGUCCUCCCCUCAGCCGGACUACAAGCCACCCCUGUCCCGGAGCUGAGCCACCGCUGCGAGUCGGUGACACCCAGCCCGCCUCCGCCCGCGUCUUCUUACGGGCAAACGCCCCACAGCCACAGCACUUCGUCCCCUACUAGCACUCGGAAAGACCCCGUCGUGUACCCGUGGAUGAAAAAAGUCCAUGUAAACAUCGUGAGCACGAACUAUUCAGGGGGGGAGCCGAAGCGCUCGCGGACGGCCUACACGCGCCAGCAGGUCCUGGAGCUCGAGAAGGAGUUCCACUACAACCGGUACCUGACGCGCAGGCGCAGGGUGGAGAUCGCUCACACGCUGUGCCUCUCGGAGCGGCAGAUCAAGAUCUGGUUCCAGAACCGGAGGAUGAAAUGGAAGAAGGACCACAAGCUGCCCAACACCAAGGUCCGCUCCGGGGCUAACAGCAACACAAACUCCCAGGCUCUGACCGGAUCUUAGAGCCGCAUAGGGGCCCCUGCAGCCCGGUUCUGUGGCCCGGUGUCUGCAUUUUUGUUCCCAAACUGAACGCCGAAGCGGCACCGGAGCCUGCACUUUUGAACGGAAAAACGCCCCUGCUCUGGAAGGGGAGAGGGAUGUCAUUGCCGCAUGAUGUUACACACUAAUAUGACGUUAUGAUGUGGGAGGGGUGGGGGGGGGGGAGUGUUCCCAUUCACAAAACAUGAAAUGAACAAAAGUACGCGAAGGAACAAACUGAGAAAAUGACUCGGACGCUUCUUUGAUUUUAUUCUCUGUCUCCCCCCCUGCUUUUUAUCUGUCUGUUUUCUUCAUUUUUGUUUUACUCCUCUCUCACUUCCUAUCACGGUAGGCUCAGGAUAACGUGUCCUCGUGCGUGUUGUUUAUUUUUAUUUUCUCAACCCGAGAUUUUUUUUUUUUUGGUGAAGAUGGAUCCUCGUUUUCAUCUUUAAUCAUGCCAGACUCGGGCCCCAUUUGUCAUGUUUACUCGGCGGGUACAAAGCAAAGGGGUGAACCGCGGCUCUACCCAUUACCCCCCACCCCCCCACCCCACCCCCCCACCCCACCCCACACAACCACUACCCCUCACCCACGCACGUGUGAUAAAUGGAACUCACGUUUCGUCAAGAGAAGUAUUCUUACACACACACACACCCGCACACGCACACAAACCCACACACACGCGUGCAUAACGUCAAAUAUUACCUCCGGUAUGAUCCAAUAUGACAGCAGGCAGUUUUCAGUCUUGCUGCUUUAUAAUUAUUUGUGUUUCGUUGAAUGAGAACAAUAGCUUUUCAAAUUUCACUUACAGUUAUUUUUGAAUUCAGUGUUUAUUGUAAAUGAUGAGGACGAUGAGGCGCGUUCAUGUGGUCCGUUUAUUGUUCAUGUUGUGAUGUAAUAUACAGGGAAUUAAAGUUAAAUUAAACCAUCUUCCACUACCAAUCAAACAGGGUUUAUAAAGUUGCCUAAACAUUAAUAUUCAAACCAAAAUCCUGGUACUAAUAAAACACAUUAUACACGCAGCACUAUACAAUGUACUACCUAUUACCUCAGUUGUACUUAUAUAUAUUUUAAUGUUGUUUUGUCCUCUUAUUUUCUGUUGCUCGUUCAAUGAAGUGACAGCUUUUCGAGCUUUUUCUAUUUUUUAAAAAUGUGUGAUUAUAAUAUUAUUACCUGCAAUACAAACUAUUCAUUUCUUGUAUGUGGACAUUUUGAAAAUAUAAUUUAAUUUUAGCAAGGGAAAUGGGAAAAGUAAGGAGCUUUUUAUUGCAUGUCUGAAUGGAUUUAUUUUUUAUAUUUCUUGCUCUUUGUCGUUUUUCUGCACAUGUAAUGCGCACACACUUCCUCUCCUUUCUUCCCUCCCCCUUCUGUCUGUCACCUUGUUUUAGAUAUGUUAUUCUGCAAGUGUUUCUCAAUUGAUGUUAUUUUAUUUACAUUCCAAAGAUCAGUUUCUAUAUGAUGAUUAUGAUGCUAACAAUGAUACUAUUGUUGAACAUGUGUUACCUCCUCCGAUGUACGUCUCUGCUUUUGCCUCCUCAGUGUCUACCUUCUUAUUAUUUGUAAAUAGUUCAUAGAAAUUUAAAUAAAUGUCUAAAAAUAUAA
Molecule: messenger RNA, 3777 nt
Organism: Eleginops maclovinus (Patagonian blennie)
Lineage: Eukaryota; Metazoa; Chordata; Actinopteri; Perciformes; Eleginopidae
Gene: hoxb4a
Product: homeobox B4a
Exons: 2
Coding region: 1417-2160 (247 amino acids)
Biological process (GO): positive regulation of transcription by RNA polymerase II; embryonic skeletal system morphogenesis; anterior/posterior pattern specification
Cellular component (GO): nucleus; nucleoplasm
Molecular function (GO): RNA polymerase II cis-regulatory region sequence-specific DNA binding; DNA-binding transcription factor activity, RNA polymerase II-specific
Source: RefSeq, a predicted model, not a curated record